Messenger RNA from Aspergillus pseudoviridinutans, 1095 nucleotides. Its product is annotated as geranylgeranyl pyrophosphate synthase spyE. Gene Ontology annotation, molecular function: prenyltransferase activity. NCBI's taxonomy places the organism in Eukaryota, Fungi, Ascomycota, Eurotiomycetes, Eurotiales, Aspergillaceae. The transcript has 4 exons. Bases 1 to 1095 code for a protein of 364 amino acids. Gene Ontology annotation, biological process: isoprenoid biosynthetic process. The record is from RefSeq and is a predicted model, not a curated record.
AUGGUAUCAAUUCCAGUUACGUCCCUCUAUGGGCUCGAUCGCCAGCAGCCCUUCCAAGACCCAUCAAAGUCGCUAUGGACUCACUUAAACUUGCUCAUGCCUCAAGAAGCCCAAUCUCAGCCAGUAACUGGCACUCUGACCGAAACAGAAACAACAAGCUCUAGUUCCGAUUGCGAGUCUCACGGUGCAUCUGACCUCGAGACACAUAGAAAGCUCACUCAAGAAAAGAUAAUCUGGGCUCCUCUUGAUUACCUUUGCAAUUUCCCAGGCAAAGAUAUCAGAGGCAAGUUGAUUUCGGCUUUCAACCAAUGGCUCCAAAUCCCAGAGGACAAACUCGACGUCAUCAAGCGGGUGGUCGGCCUGCUGCAUUCGGCCUCGUUGCUAAUUGACGAUAUACAAGACUCGUCGAAACUCAGGCGAGGAUUCCCCGUCGCGCAUAGCAUUUUCGGUAUCGCGCAGACUAUCAACUCGGCCAAUUUCGCCUACUUCUGGGCUCAACAGGAGCUACAAAAGCUAGGUAAGCCUGAGGCUCUGAUCGUCUUCACAGAAGAGCUGUUGAGGCUCCAUCGCGGGCAGGGGAUGGAUCUCUACUGGCGAGAUGCCUUGAUCUGCCCCACGGAAGACGAGUACCUUGAAAUGGUUGCCAACAAGACCGGCGGGCUGUUCCGGCUUGCGAUCAAGCUGAUGCGGAUGGAAAGCCAGAAUACAAAGGAUUGCGUGCCGCUCGUCGAUCUCCUCGGAAUCAUUUUCCAAAUCCGCGAUGACUACCAGAACCUUCAGAGCGACCUGUAUGCUAAGAACAAAGGAUUCGGUGAAGACAUCACUGAGGGCAAAUUUUCCUACCCCAUUAUCCACAGCAUUCGCAGUGAUCCGAGUAAUUUCCAGUUGAUGAAUAUUCUGAAGCAAAAGACUGACGACGAAGAUGUCAAGCGGUACGCUGUUCGCAUUAUCGAGUCUACUGGAAGCUUCGAUUAUUGCCGCAAGAAGCUGGCGAGUCUUACAGCAGAGGCGAGAGAAAUGCUGAAAGAUUUUGGUGAUCUAGGCAACACAGAUGGGUUGAAGGGUAUAUUGGACUUUCUGGAGCUGAAGGAGUAG